AUGAACUCUGCAGGCCUUGACCCGCUCAACAGUUCCGAUGCCCUGCACAUUCUCGGCAUGACGGAAGUGAACAUUGCCGCAAAGAUUUUGGCAGUCGUGCAGCCGCAGGAAAAGCGCUACAAAAGCCUGCAGGGCAUAGCUCACGACUGUAUGGUUUUGCUCAGCAAAAUCAGCACCCAGGAACUCGAGAACCCGUGGGCUGACAAGGCCGAAGAGACGCCUUCGAGAUCCGGCGAUGCGACCACAGCACAGCCGAGCACGGUUGCCAUGCGAGAGUUGCUUGACGAUGGGGCCUAUGGUAACUCUGACGAGGUUAUGCGAGAGGCAGGCUUUGAGGUGGGCUGCACGAUCAAGCGAAAGAAUGACAAAGACGAGUACAUCAUCCGUGGUGUGAAGAAGACUUAUGUGCGAGUGGAGAACCAGUCCACUGCGGCCACAGUGAAAACAAGCCUCCAAUCCUUCAUGAGCAAAGAGUGGACAAAGGUCGUUGCCAAGCCGCAGCCCUCCGUGAUCGCUGAUCUUACCCCCUUCAACCCCGAUGAGAGUUUGGAUUGGCAAGUUGAGCUUGCAGCUGAAGCCUUCAAAGGCACUCACGGCACAUUUCCGAAAAGGAAGCUCGUUCUCGUGCCGGUGACAUCCAAGAUUAUCUUCAAAAACCUUGACGACACUUCGGGGAUGCCUUCGGUGACACCUCUGCAGACAACAUGGAAAAAAGACGGCAAGCUCUUCUUUGCAGUGUCCAGCAAUCAAUUGCCGAAAGAAGAAGGCGGGCACGGAUUCCUCGCCCCGUAUUUCGCAGUGCCCACGACUCCGGACGAAGAGCAGGCCAGUUUGGAGGAGUUCAUGCACAAGGCUCCUCUCGCAAAAUGGCCGUUGUUGCGCAACAAGGCAGCCAUCAGCAUCGGCGACUCCCUCUUGAGCUACGGAGGCCGUCAGUGCGUGCGCUGA
Molecule: messenger RNA, 948 nt
Organism: Symbiodinium sp. CCMP2592
Lineage: Eukaryota; Dinophyceae; Suessiales; Symbiodiniaceae
Source: the annotation of a GenBank genome assembly